This is a messenger RNA of Phragmites australis (common reed), 1998 nucleotides long. RefSeq lists its product as uncharacterized. The transcript has 2 exons. The record is from RefSeq and is a predicted model, not a curated record. The coding region runs from base 1 to 1998 and encodes 665 amino acids. NCBI's taxonomy places the organism in Eukaryota, Viridiplantae, Streptophyta, Magnoliopsida, Poales, Poaceae.
AUGUACAUAGGCUCGGGCGACAUCAUGAGGACCCACAUCGGCGUGGACGGGGACCUGGACGAGGGGGCUCUGGCGACCUUGCUGAAGGUGGUGACCGGCAUCGACGACCUUGCCCGGGCGAUCCUGCCCCGAGAGGAGCUGGCGCUCUGCGCGGACAAAGGCCGGGCGGCACUGCAAGCGUCUAUGCCAGAGUUCGACGCCCAGGGCCUAGUGGAUCAUCCAGGGCGUCGGAACCCCGGGACUAUUCAAAUCCCCAGGGUGGAUGAAGAGGCGGGCCGCAGGCAGCAAGUCGGCGGCAGGGACACCGGAGGCAGCAGGCAGCAGGUCGGCGACCGGGACGCUGCAGGCAGCAGGCCGACGGCCCAACGAGACAAGGGGAAGCGUCCCCAGACAUAUGUGCCUCAGCCAUCUUCAUCGUCGUCGCCGUCACCUCUGCAACAACGGUCGGCGGCGGGCGGCGCGACGGAGGGUGGCUGGGGCGGCCAAUCUUCAGGAGCGGAGUCUGGGAUGGAGGCCAGGUCUAAGGCGUGGGAGCCCGAGGGCCAGGGCCCAGCCGACGGCGCAACAGCUGGCGCCCGGACCGACCAGCCACCGGAGGCAGGCUCCAAGGCGGCCGCUGGGGCUGGCUCACAACGGCCCGAGGGCCAGAACCCUCCACCGAAGAGGAGGAAGGCGGAGCCCGGACCGAAGCCGCAGGGCCCCGGUUUCAAGAUCCCCGAAUCCCGGUGGCUACCCAAGGACCCAGCAGGAGGCCAAAGGCAACCGGAGGAGCCGAGGCCAGCCCCUGCUCCGGGGCCGAGCGCGCCCAUUCCAGAGCUGAGCGUGCCAAAAGGCCCGGAGCCGAGGGCACUGGUCAGCCCUGAGCUGAGGGCUCCGGUCGGUCCCGAGCAGCCAGCGUCGACUGAACCCACCCCGAGCACUCCGAGGACGGAGCGAGUUGCCGCGGGGGAGGUGGUUGCGAUAAGGGCGGCACCGGCGCAGCAGCCAUCUGGGACCCCGAGCACCUCUGCAGAGAGGGCUCGCAGGGGACCCAGCCCUCGGCCACCGUCUAGCCACGCCCCGGAACCCCUUCCGGAGGUGCUCGGAAGCGCCCGGGAGGUCAUCGGGCGGCUUGAAGUGGCCGUGGCGGUAGAGCGAGCGGAGCUCGAGAAGGAGCGCAUCGCCCUGGUUGAAGAGAGGGGCCGAUUGGAAGAGGUCGGGAAGCUUUUGGAGACUCGCAUUGCCUCGGCUCGCGCGUCUUAUGAGAGGUCAAUGCGCGAGGUGGCCGAGGAGCGGGAAGCGUUGGAGGAGACGCCUGACGAGGCUGUCGCCACGCAGGAGAAGGCCAGUCGCAUGGAGCGGCAAGCGACCGAGCGCGACCAGGCAUCUCGGAGGCGGGCCGCGGAGCUGCUUGCUCGGGAGCGGCAGCUGCUGUCUCGGGAGGAGGCUGCUGGCAAGCGGGAGAAGGCCGUGCGGUCUGCCCAGGCGGACUUGGCCCAUCAGAACGACGAGCUCGAGCGUGGCCGCGCCGAAGUCCUUCGUCAGGAGGAGGAGGUCGCGGUCCGCGAGACCGACGUAGAGAUCACGGCGGUGGCUCUUGAUGCCCGGGAGGUGCAGAUCGCGCGGUGCGAGGUGGAGGUCGCCUCGGCAUCGUCGGCCCUCACUAUCCGGGAGGAGCUGGCCGCCAAGCGGGAGGCUAACGUGGCCGCCCGAGAGCAGGCCGUCACGGCCCGAGCCGAGCAGCUGCAGCGAGCUCAAGCCGAGACCUCGUCCAUGAGGGGCAUCCCUGCCAGCGCAGCCGACGGUACCAGCCUCAAGGACCGGUUGAAGACCGCAAGGGACGAGCUCGAGACCGUCUUCGCCGAGCGGACCAACGUGAAGCUGAUGACGUGUGACAUCCUCCAGCAGGCACAGAAAUCCAUGAAGGCAGCCGGGCUCAGGCACGUGCACGUGGGCAAGCAGGGGCUCCGGCUACAAGUCGCCUCGACGCUCCACGACAGCACCGCUGUCGGAGGAUGA